AUGCUCACUCCCACUUCUUCCAAAGCUCGCGUCUCAGGCAUACCCACUCCAAGCAAGUCGACCAACAUUCCGACCCCCGGCAGACCUCGUUCUGCAUCCACUUCAGCUCAGUUUCAGACACAAUCUCAUGACGAAGAAUACAUAUCCAAAGCAUUCGCUGAUGCCAUCAGGGCUAACGAUCCCGCUCAACAUCGCUAUUCCCGCACCAGCGAUGUCUCCGUCCCUUCCCUCUCUCCCUCCUCAGCCCAUCCGUCUCAUUCUGGUCGUCGAUCUGUUACUGGUCGCCCAUCCUCUGUCGCUUCCUCGUCGUCCGCCGUCAGUUCUGGUCCCUCUCGCACUCCUGCUACCAAUCCACGAUCUGCCCGUCCACCCAGCCGUCAGUCUGAUGUCUUCGCCCAAAGCUCCGGCCGAGCAGGGAGGAGCUUCGAAGUCGGUGACAAUGUCAGGAUUGAAUCCCUGGGUUUCGAAGGUACGUUGAGGUACUUGGGUGAGAUUGAUGGGAAGCCUGGUCUUUGGGCCGGAGUUGAACUGAGCGGAGGAUUCGCCUACAAAGGCAAGAACAAUGGCACCGUUAACGGCAAACAGUAUUUCGUCUGUCCCCGCAGUUGUGGAGUCUUUGUCGCAUCAACGAAACUUUCUCUCCCGACAGUUGGCUUUGGGACAAUAUCUCGUCCCUCUUCCGUCGCUUCCACACGCAGUGGACGACUGACCCCCUCACUUUCCGGAAGAAUGACACCAUCUACCUCUGCAGGCAUGCAGAGUGGUCGUAAGACCCCGUCCAUAUCCAUGUCCAAUGGUCGCGUUACACCAUGCACGAGUAACGGGCGAGUGACACCGUCUGCACAGGGCGGACGUAGGACGCCAGGCAUAGUCCCACCGUCGCGUAUCCGCUCUGCUGGUCCAGAUUCGUCGGGGAACCCGAUCACUCCGAUGCGUGGGGCACCACUGCAGAAUUCUAUCACGCCAGGCUCCCGUGCAUCUAGGUAUGUUGGGAUGACUGCCAAACAACUGAGUUCUCGCGGUGCAGGAACGAGGAGUCCUCCUCAAAAAUCAUCUGGUGCUAACAGCCCCACCCGUUUCACCGGCCUUUCAUCCGCAGGACCUGGACAUUUGUCCUCACCGACUAGAGGUUUAUCCUCACCUUUUAAUACCCCCAAAGCUAUUUCCAGUGGACGUACAUCUAACGUUGGGAUGGGCAUUCCGUCGACAACUCCUACUAAAAGUCGAGCAAUACUUAGCACACCCAGAGCACGAGUUCCGAGCUCCAUCGCAAUGCCACCCCCAGCUUCUCCUUCUGGUUCGCUGAUCUCAAGCCGCAGCAUCUCGCUGGAUGACCCUCCGUUCAAGGAGCGCGGAAACGGAUCGUUGACGGAUCUGGAACUCAACGGGAAAGCGCUGCAAGACAAAAUUGCAGAAUUGAUAUCGGGAAAGCCGUCCGGUCCUGUAUCUCGUCCAGAGUCCUCCGCAUCGGUCACCUCUAGCGCUGCCGUAGAGUUUCAAACUCAGAUCGAGCGAAUGCAGACACAGCUGGAAACGUUGGAAGGGCAUAAUCAACGUCUGCGGACCGCCACGAGCGUUCACGAACGAGAGGCACAAGAAGCAGCCGAGCGUAUGCAGAAACUGCUUUCUGACCACAAGCAGGAUUCCGCUCGCAUAAUAGAGUUGGAGGCCUCGGUCAGGACCAAUGAACGCCUCCUGGGUGAGCGGGACAGUGCGAUUGAAGCCUUGGAGAGGGCAGCCCAGCAAACUGCAAUGGACAUCGACAAGAUCAAAAGUGAGGCUGAAGCUCGUCUCAGGGAUGUCCAAUCGAAGUUGGAUGACAAGGAAGCGCUUGUCAAUCAUCUCAAGGAAUCGAUUGAAUUUAAGGAGGGGCGCGAAACGGAGAACGAUGCUGUGCUACGUGCCAAAGACGCGGAGAUCGCAUUACUGGGGGCCCGUGUGGAGAAGGCGUAUUUGGAGCUCGAGGACGAGCGGAGGGAGCUGGGAGGGCAGGUUGACGAGUUGCGGAAGGCGGGUCAGGAAACGAUCGCACUGUAUGAAGAGCGACUCAGCACUUCCGAGAGCAAGCGAUUCGAUCUGGAAGAUGAAAUAACGUCACUUCAGGAUCAACUGAGGAAGUCGACUGUUUCACCGUCACCGAGCGCAAUAGCACACCAUACCAGUUCUGCUGUGGAAAUCGAUAAUGAAGCCCUCCGCGAUCAAGUGCAGCAUUUGCAGAAGAAGAUCCUCACAUUGGAAGAUCGGCUCGAAGACGCUCACCUGGCCUUGGAAAGAGAAGAUGUUGCUGUACGCGAGCGGAUGACGCGAUAUAAGGAGAGGGAGGACGGCAUGAGGGAGGAGUUGCAGGGACGGAGGGAUGAGGUCGAACGGCUACUCAAGUCCGAGGAAGGUGCUCGUCAGCGGGUCGAAGAGAUGGUGGAGGCGUUGCGGGAGAACACGGUGGCUUUGGAGAAUGCGAGGGCAGAGAUCGAGGGUUUGAGGAGUGAAAUUGUGGUCUUGGAGGCAGCCAAUAUGAGCGGCGGAUCGAGCGGCUCGUCCGAACGGCUAGCGGAAGUGGCGCAGCGAACGGCGAGCGAGCGUGGUCGCCUGAUGGAUGAGAUUGUGCAGCUGAAACAACAGCUGGCAGCUCAACCGGGCGAUGGAUCCAGCAGCCUCGCAAGGACAGGCGGCGCAGUCCACGAUCUUGCCGAAGCCGUCAACGCUCUCAAGUCUGAGAAGGCGACGUUGCAGCAGCUCUGCGAUGAUCGGGAGGCCGAGCUCGCGACCGAACGUGAUGUUGUCGCAGACCUGCGUCUCCUGGUCGAGGAGCGCAGCGCUGAACUGGAGACGAUUCGCAAGAAGUUCAAUCGUGAGCUGCCUGUGAAUGGGCUCGACGCCGGAAAAGGGAUGCCCGGCUCACCGUUCAAGUAUGACAUAGCUGCGGCGCGAGACGAAAUCACCGGAUUGAAGCACAUCGUCCAGGAAUUACAGAAGGAGAAUUCUGCGGCGGGUCAACGAAACAAGGUGCUGGAAUCGGAGAACAGGCUGCUGUUGUCGGAGACGGAACAGCUCCGGGAGGAUCUCAAGGCGCUGGAAGAAAACGUGGAGCAGAGCAUCCUGCGAGAAGAACAGGCGCUGCUGUCUGGGGAGGACAGUUCCUCUGUAUCUGCAUCGGGCGAUGCGGUUGCGUUGCAGAAGAGUCUCAAGGAGGUCAAGGUGAAGUACGAGACUGAUCUCGAGCAACUGCGCAAGAAACAAAUGGAUGCAGAGAUGAAGACUGCACGUACGAUCCACGAUCUCAACAAGGAGAUCGGCGAGCUGGAAACGCUGAUCGAAUCCAAGAUCUACCGCGAGGACGAACUGGAGCGGGAGCUGGAGCGGCUGAAGGAGAAACUAGCGCGGAGCCAGAAGAAGACGUCGAAGACGGAGCUGCGCGAAGACGGGGCGUCGAAGCCAGAGGUGGGGGCAUCAUCGACGGAAGUGUGCGAGAUCUGCGAGCGGCCGGGGCACGAUAUAUUCACGUGUGACCUGCUGAAGGGGGAGGGGGGGCGGAUGGGGGGAGGGAGCUCGAGCGGGGGAGAGGAGUCGGAGCUGGUAUGCGAGGACUGCGAGGGAAGAGGGCACGUUGCUGCGAACUGUCCACACUCAUUGGAUGUGUUCUGA
This is a messenger RNA of Sparassis crispa, 3642 nucleotides long. RefSeq lists its product with no specific name. The coding region runs from base 1 to 3642 and encodes 1213 amino acids. NCBI's taxonomy places the organism in Eukaryota, Fungi, Basidiomycota, Agaricomycetes, Polyporales, Sparassidaceae. The transcript is spliced from 11 exons. The record is from RefSeq and is a predicted model, not a curated record.